Messenger RNA from Nilaparvata lugens (brown planthopper), 2048 nucleotides. Its product is annotated as alpha/beta hydrolase domain-containing protein 17B. The coding region runs from base 200 to 1057 and encodes 285 amino acids. Gene Ontology annotation, cellular component: endosome membrane; plasma membrane. The transcript is spliced from 3 exons. Gene Ontology annotation, molecular function: palmitoyl-(protein) hydrolase activity. Gene Ontology annotation, biological process: protein depalmitoylation. The record is from RefSeq and is a predicted model, not a curated record. NCBI's taxonomy places the organism in Eukaryota, Metazoa, Arthropoda, Insecta, Hemiptera, Delphacidae.
GGCUAAAAAACACAUCAUCAAGAUAACUGGUAGCCUUAUGUUGGAAGCAGCAUUGAUUCUCUCAAAUCAGAUGAUUAAGCACGGUGUAAGAUAGUGUAGUUGAUAAACAUGUUUAAAAACGGCGUUCAUAAAAACAACUUUGUAAAAAAAUGUGACAUCAACACACAUUUUGAAUAAAUCAGUCACAAAGUGAUCAAAAAUGUCUUGCUUUAAUUUUUUGCGAAUAUUUUGUUUUCCACCCUGCUACAAUGCUGUUGUGAGAAAAUUUGCGUUUCACCCUCCCAAAUGCACUUAUAAAUUGGCAAAAAUUACUGGCACCAGAAAUACAUACCACAUGGUACUACGACAAGGUAAGAAACCAGCUUACUCAGAAGCUGUGAGAUCCAUUGAAUGCUAUCUGGUUGAAACUAAGCGCAAAAAUAGGAUUGUUUGCAUGUAUGUUAAAUGUGUAAAAGAGCCAAAAUUCACGAUUUUGUUCUCACACGCCAACGCUUGUGAUUUGGGGCAAAUAGCCAAGAGUCUGCUACAGUUGGGUACAAAAUUGCAGUGCAAUAUUGUGGCAUACGAUUAUUCCGGUUAUGGGAAGAGUACCGGUGUGCCUAGUGAGAAACACAUUUAUUCUGAUAUUGAAGCAGUUUUGGUUUCUAUGAGGAAGAGAUACGGAAUUCCUGACAAUAAGGUUAUUGCCUAUGGGUGGAGUAUUGGAUGUGCACCCACCAUCCACCUUGCCUCCAAGGUCAAGCUGAGGGCAGUAGUCAUACAUUCUGGAUUCACCUCAGGCAUGGACGUUCUAUGUAGAAGUGAUGGCAAAGUUAAAUGGUGUUGCAAUCCGUUCAACAGUAUCGAUAAGGUGCCAAAAGUGACUUCUCCGGUUCUGGUCAUUCAUGGCAUGGAAGAUGAAGUGAUCGACUUUGCGCACGGACUGGCCAUCUACGAGAGGUGUCCCAGAGCGGUUGAGCCGUUGUGGGUUGAGGGUGCUGGUCACAAUGAUGUGGAGCUGUACGGCCAGUAUGUGGAGAGGCUGAAACAAUUUGUCUCAGUAGAAUUAGUCAACUGACAGUUAAUGUCCGGCUGUGACGACUCCCUCAACCAGACCUCCACUCUCAGCUCUGCGUCAGCCACCACCAGUUCGGUCACUGAAAAACUACUCUAGCGCCAGCGCUGUCGGACUCUAUAUUUUUCUAUCUUUGAACGUGUAACUCAAUUCAGAAAAACACUUCAAAUUGUAUUGGUGCGAUGACAAUUGCUAAGAAAGUUAUCAUACUGUUUGAAAAUUUUAUAAAUCCUGUUUGUUGUGAAAUCCUGUGCAAAUACUCUUAAUGUAAUUAUGUACAUUUGAAAACUAAUACCCAAUUAUAUAUGUAAUUAUGGUGAUCAUUCUCUCGUGGAGUUUCUACUGUAGCUGAAUGCUCGACUGAGCUCAUAUUCAUCACAUUCACAGCCGUAAAUAAAAAACUUUACAUUCUUUUUUAAAACAAUUUUGUUUAUUUGUAUGAUUGUUAUUUAUUUCCUUAUACUUUUUAUAAACAGUUGAUAAUUUAGAUGUAGAUUGGCAUUUUGCUUUUAUAUUACUGUAGGUCUUUUUUACAAUCAGACUGUAAAUAACUUAAUGGUAAUAAAUGAAUCAACAUCAUUGUUAUUAACAGUGCUGUUAAACUGUGAUUAAAUUUCGAAUGUCCUACAAAAUAAAUGCAAAAUAUAAAUGGAAAAAUAAUAACGCUGUAAUAUAAGUGAAAUGAUAUUACUAAGUAUCACAAGUGGAAUAUUCGAACGUAUCUUUACUUACUUACCUGCCUACCAUUUUGUGAAAUUAGGAUCCGUUUGAUGAAAUUAAUUCCUUUAUCAGCGUAGAUAAGUGAACUUUUUAUAGUAUUUAUUUGCAGUUCUUGUUCUUUUUAUUAUAAUUAUAAUGUUACUAUAUAUAUAGGAAUUUUAUUAUUAUAUAACAUUUUCUACUACGUAUAUUAUUCUGUUUGAGAUUCAAACUACUAUGAUAUUAAAAUUUAUUGUAAUCAAUAUUUCUUAUUAAAAUCCAUUCCUCUAGCUCA